Messenger RNA from Dermatophagoides pteronyssinus (European house dust mite), 573 nucleotides. Its product is annotated as zinc finger SWIM domain-containing protein 7-like. Gene Ontology annotation, cellular component: Shu complex. Gene Ontology annotation, molecular function: zinc ion binding. NCBI's taxonomy places the organism in Eukaryota, Metazoa, Arthropoda, Arachnida, Sarcoptiformes, Pyroglyphidae. The record is from RefSeq and is a predicted model, not a curated record. Gene Ontology annotation, biological process: double-strand break repair via homologous recombination.
UCUUGGUAUGGAAAUUCAUUCGAUACUUUCAAAUUAAAAAAACAAGAAUUAUUCAAAAUCGAAUAAAAAAUGAGUUCCCUAACUAUCAAAAUUUUCGACAAUCUUUAUGAACAAUUAGUAGCUACUAAAAAAUUAUCAGAUAAUUUGAUUCUGGGUUUUUUUUCAUUUUUUGGCCCAUUCUUUAUUAAUGUUCUCAAUUUAUACAAUGAAGAAAAUAUUAAAAAAUUAAUUACGCCUUCCGGUCGUUACAUUAUGCGUGUUGAAGAAAAAGAAAAGGGUCGUCAUCAUAAUUGCUUUGUCAAAUCUAAUCAUUGUGAUUGCCCGUCAUUUGCAUUCAAUUUUAUCGAAUUUGAUAAACAAAUAUGGUGCAAACAUUUGAUCGCAGCUAAAAUUGCAUUGGCCACUGGUCAAUUUAGCAUCAAGGCCAUUUCAGAUUAUGAAUAUUCAGAAGUUUUCCAACAUACUUUCAUAAAAUAAGACUUUUUCACCAUUUAUUACUGACUCAAUUUUAUUUUCGAUCAAUGAAAUAAUUAUUAACAAGUGUAAAUAAUAAUAAAAUGCACAAGAUAUCAA